This is a messenger RNA of Kalmanozyma brasiliensis GHG001, 1890 nucleotides long. Its product is annotated as Replication factor A, C-terminal. Gene Ontology annotation, molecular function: DNA binding. The record is from RefSeq and is a predicted model, not a curated record. Gene Ontology annotation, biological process: DNA repair; DNA replication; DNA recombination. The transcript has a single exon. Bases 1 to 1890 code for a protein of 629 amino acids. Gene Ontology annotation, cellular component: nucleus. NCBI's taxonomy places the organism in Eukaryota, Fungi, Basidiomycota, Ustilaginomycetes, Ustilaginales.
AUGUCGCUCAACGAUCUCUCGCAGGGCGCCAUCGCCCAGAUGAUCCAGACUGCGGACCCCGCCAGCUCGGUGCAGAACCCCGUCUGCCAGAUCCUCAGCAUCAAGAAGAUCCAGGCUAGCGCCACUUCUGCAUCCAAUGUCGGCGACCGAUACCGCAUCAUCCUCUCCGACGGUGUCCACUAUGCUCAGGCCAUGCUCGCCUCGCAGAAGCGCUUCAUGGUCGAGUCGGGCGAGCUCGAGAAGCACUGCCUCGUCCGCGUCUCGCAGUACGCCAGCAACACGGUGCAGAGCCGCCGCAUCCUCAUCCUUCUCGAUCUCGAGGUGGUGCACAAGCCCACCGCCGACCGUCUCGGCAACCCUAGCAACGUCGACGAGGCUGUCAAGUCCGAGGCCGGCGGCGUCAAGCAGGAAGGCACUGCUGCCAACACGCUCGGCAACAGCGCUCUGGGCAACAACUCUGCCGGUCGCACCACGCCUGCUACCUCGGCUGCCGGUGCUGGCAAGGUCGGCGGAGGAGCAGGUGCCGGUCGUCCCGGUGGAAGCAGCGUCCACGCCGGCAUGCCCAUCUACCCUAUCGAGGGCCUCUCGCCCUACCAGAACCGCUGGACGAUCAAGGCGCGCGUCACGUCCAAGUCCGACAUCCGCCACUGGUCCAACCAGCGUGGCGAGGGCAAGCUCUUCUCGGUCAAUUUGCUCGAUGACAGUGGCGAGAUCAAGGCGACCGGCUUCAACGACACGGUCGACCGCUUCUACCCGCUGCUCCAGGAUAACCACGUCUACCUCAUCUCCAAGGCGCGCGUCAACAUUGCCAAGAAGCAGUUCAGCAACCUGCAGAACGAGUACGAGAUCACCUUCGAGAAUUCGACCGAGAUCGAGGAGUGCACCGACGCCACAGACGUGCCCGAGGUCAAGUACGAGUUUGUGCGCAUCAACGAGCUGGAGAGUGUCGAGCCCAACCAGACGUGCGAUGUGAUCGGCAUCCUGGACAGCUACGGCGAGAUCAGCGAGAUUGUGUCCAAGGCGUCGCAGCGACCGGUCCAGAAGCGCGAGCUGGUGCUGGUGGACCAGGGCAACCGCUCGGUGCGUCUCACGUUGUGGGGCAAGAACGCAGAGACGUUCCCCAACAACGCCGGCGUCGACGAGAAGCCCGUGAUCGCCUUCAAGGGGGUCAAGGUGGGCGAUUUCGGUGGACGAUCGCUCAGCAUGUUCUCCAGCUCGACCAUGCUUCUCAACCCGGACAUCACCGAGUCGCACGUGCUGCGCGGCUGGUACGACAACGACGGAGCGCACGCCCAGUUCCAGCCGUUCACCAACGGCGCCGGAGCCGGAGGUGCCCUCGCCGGCGGAGCGGGCGCCAACAUGGCCGAGCGCCGCUCCAUCGCCCAGGUCAAGGACGAAAACCUCGGCAUGACCGAAAAGCCCGACUACUUCAACGUCCGCGCCACCGUCGUCUACAUCAAGCAGGAGAACCUCUACUACACCGCCUGCCCCUCGGACGGUUGCAGCAAAAAAGUGAGCCUCGACCACGAAAACAACUGGCGGUGCGAAAAGUGCGAUCGAUCGUACGAGGCGCCCGAAUACCGCUACAUCCUCCAGACCAACGUCUCGGACGCUACGGGUCAGAUCUGGCUCUCGGGGUUCAAUGAUGAUGCCACCAAGCUCAUCGGUAUGUCGGCGGGCGAGCUGCACAAGCUGCGCGAGGAGAGCGAGUCCGAGUUCAACGCCGCACUGCACAAGGCGGCCAAUCGGAUGUAUGUGUUCAACUGCCGGGCCAAGAUGGACACGUUCAACGACCAGGCGAGGGUGAGGUACACCAUCAGCCGCGCCGCGCCCGUGGAGUUUGCCAAGGCGGGGAUGGAGUUGGUCGAGGCGAUCAAGGCGUACAUGUGA